AUGAGAACCCAGCUAUUUUUUGCAACUCUAGUAGCGGUUGCUAGUGCCAUUCCCGCGCCAAACCCCGAGAUAUGUGGCCCUAAUUCAAACUGCGAAUUGGUGGCCUCCAACGGUACCAAGGCUUACCGGUUUAAGUCGGGUCAUGAGCCGGGCAGCCACGACUACCAGAAGAGAUUUUACGAGAUCCCGGGGCCUCGGGGGCUGGCCCGCCGGGCCGAUGCUGUCGAAACCAAGGUAGUCAUGGGUGAGACCAGGAUGCAAUGGGGAUGUGACACCGACGUGCAGGCCAAGCUUAGAGAUUCGAUCAAUGCAGCCUGCAAGAAGGAGGGCGGAUGUGACGAGGGCACUCCGAAGAGCUUCGAUAUUAGCAAGUGGGAGGGCACGACCAAAGAGCCCAGUGACGCAAAGUUGAAUAUCAGACUCGAAGGCAAGUACUCCAACGAGGACGCUAGGAAUGCCCUGCAGGAGGCCCUAGAGGCUACCGUCACCGGUGACAGCGUUACUACGAACGACCAGAAAUGGAUAGUUCGAGCCUCUGCCUCUGCCAACCAUUGGGGUAUGUCUGAUAGAGGGGGAGAUUGCUCGGAGAAGCAAUUUCCUAACUAUGUUGCUAUCAACCGUUUCGAGAGCGGUAAUCUUAAGGAGUCGAUGGAGUUUCGAGCGGAGCUUGUUGAGGGUGAAAAGAAUUGCUUGGGAGUAACUAUCAUGGGAGCCAUUGCUGGGGCAAUCAACCCCAUCGCCGGCAAGUUCUUUGGAGCUGUGAAGGUAUUAUGCGAGAGCGAACUAUAA
Messenger RNA from Truncatella angustata, 789 nucleotides. RefSeq lists its product as uncharacterized. Bases 1 to 789 code for a protein of 262 amino acids. The record is from RefSeq and is a predicted model, not a curated record. NCBI's taxonomy places the organism in Eukaryota, Fungi, Ascomycota, Sordariomycetes, Amphisphaeriales, Sporocadaceae. The transcript has 2 exons.